GUUUUUACUCGAGAUAGCAGUUAGCUAGCGUUUACUGCUGAGACGGAUUAUACCACCUUUGGAGCGUGUCAUUAACUGUCGGGCUUUUUCUUGCUCUCUACAGUCCUUCUGUACACAGCAGGGGAAAUGAGCAACAUUUGAACGUGACAGCUACCGCAGGAGAACUCGGAGUUUAUGCAGCUAGUGGUGUGCAGCGGAGAUCUAAAACUUUCGCGAGGGCGUGGUGCCGUCGACAAUUAGCCCACGAAUGAUGGAGCCGUGCAGAAAAGGACUGGUCUACCUCUUUCCUUUCCUUCUCUGUGGGACGGCAAUGCUGAAUGCGUGUUGGGGAGAUUCAGGGGACGGUAAUGCCUAUUUUUUCCAGUACACUACAACAGCCGUCUCAGACCUCAGCCUCUUUAACCCUCAGGUAAUCAAUAUGCACAACCCUCUCACUAUUAUAAUCUACUGCUCCCUGUCAUAAUAUUAAUACCCUGCAGAUAUAUCGACUCUAUUGAUCAGCUCAGAAACCACAUCCUCCACACAUACUUCCAGCAAAGCUUUUCCUAUUAUCACUGAUGUCAUGACCAGCAGUACUAGAACCUCAAGUCCAGCUACAGUCACCCAAUCACAAACAGUUUUAUCCACAUCACUUGCAUCGGCUGCCAACAACCCAUCGUCAACUUUUACGCCCACAAUAACUCAGUUGUCUCCCACACCAGCUAUUUCACUGACUCCAAACCUUUCGUCAACACUGCCUGAACCAACAAGUGAGGGACCUUCUUCUACAUCAGCAGUAUCGGAACGCACUGGAUCUCUGUCUGUGUCGACAGACACACCAAGUCCCAGUGUCCCCCGGGAGUCUACACUUACCACCAGUCUUGAAACCACACCCACAUCACAAACAAACACUGCAGAGACCACACCCACAGCUGAAUUAAUUCAAGCUACACCCACAACUACUCCUGGUACAACAUCGACUGGCAGUGAUGAGGGUGUUUUUGAAAAGAUUACCGACUUCUUCACUUCUCUCCCGGAUGAGCCUGCAGUCCUCAUAGGAGUGAUCCUGGGGCCAGUGGCAGUCAUUCUAACAAUCGUCGUCAUCUGUGUCGGAUGCUGCUGUCUGCGUAGCUCCAUGAAGAAAAACAGCGCGAGAUUCGAUCUGGCGGGCAGCACCACUGGCGCCAGCAGGAAUGGAGGGAUCGGUGCCACCUACCGCCCGCGCAGCAGAGCCUCAGUCCAGGAGAUGAGACACUACGACCCUGACGCGUUCUACGGCGAAUUUGCCUACCAGACGGCCAGCCAGCCUUACCACACCACCAUGGCGGCAACUUCUCCUGACGCAUUCCUGGAUCCCCUUCCUUCAAUCUCUCCGCUCUCCUAUCCAUCUCAGCUGCGACACUACUUGACUUCGCCCGAAAAGCGAGACCACCCGUCUUCCCCAACUCCAAGAAUCUCCCUCACCCAAUCCCCCAACCGGAUCCGCAAGUAUCCCGGGGGCUCCCCUUCCCUUACACGUCCAACGCCACUCGGGGAACAGUUGCAGAGACAAGCGGAGAGAAAUUCGAUGCAGGGCUCUCGGAAUUCGAUCCAGGGUUCGCGAGCCUCUAUCAGUGCCAUGGGCUCCAGAACAUCGUUUAGCGGCUCGCGAAACUCCUUCCUCAGCAGCAAUAACACCAUGUCGAGGGACGAGAUGAGAAGCUCAGGGUUUAUGGCCAGUGGCAAGACAAUGAGCGAGGAAGAGACGAGCUCCCUGACCAGUAACCGGCCUCUCAUGAGGCAGGCGUCACUCGACAUGGUCCCCACGAGGGAAUCCCCUGUUCAACUCCCGCCACCUCGGAAGAGGAGAGAGUACAAGAGCCUCACGUGCAUCACUAAUCCACUGGCCGUGGAGGAAUCAGAGGCAAGAGAGGAAGGGGAUGGCGUUGACGAGAAUGAUCUUCGGAAGGACCCACUUGUCCCAGUUAUGACUUCGACACCAGUCAACCAGGGGGCAGAGGAUCUUCCAACAAAAGAGGCAAAGCAACGGCAUAACAAGGCGGAAGUGUCGUGGAAGGUGACGGAAUCUGGGAGCUCGUCAACCCUCACGACACCGCGGAAGAAGAGCCUGAGGCAGCUCACAAGCCUGCCUCUUCCCGAAGCGGAGGAGAGAGAAGGGGACGAGAAUGAUCAAGAAGUGUCUACGGCUUUGUCAAAAAGGGCAGAGGGAGGAGGAGACAAUGAAAAGCCGGAGAAAGACGAGAAAGCUCCAGCGAAACCAAUGUCUCGACUUGAGAAACUGACGUCUCUCACUUACAACAUCCGCUCGAGCAUCCGACGCUCGCUGAAGAAGAAGAGGGUCUCGUUUCUCACUCGCACGCCCGAAUCGACACCCAAGGCCAAGAAGAAGACGCCUCCCCGCACCCUCCCCACAGCCGAGCCUGAUUUUGACCCCGACCCCCUCAUGUUCAGCAAUCCAGAGGCAUUUGACACCGAGGGACCCAUGCUGUCGCCCCGAAUACACACCCCUUCCCCACUCUCUCCCGAAUUCGAGGGAGUAGAUGAUUAUCCUCAGCGGUACUUCGACGAUUUACACAAUCCCGACGUCUACCCUGAGACACAUGCACUCCGUCAUCCUUACCCCGGAGUAGGUGGCGGUGGAAGAAUGAGAACCUACAGCGACGUACCCAUGUUUGCUCCCCAGUUGAGUCAGCCCACCUACUACCCUUCCACAAUGCACUAUCCGCAGCCCAGCUACCCUCAGUUGAGCCAGCAGUACAUCCCUACUUCCUACGGUCCUCCCCAGCCUCCGGUUGGUAGUCCUUCACACCGUGGCUUCGGGCCGCUCUCGUUUCAACCGACAUUUCAGCAGCCGCUUGUCGGGAGCCCCCCACAUCACAAUCUCGGACCACUGUCUUUGCCUCCA
Molecule: messenger RNA, 2884 nt
Organism: Geodia barretti
Lineage: Eukaryota; Metazoa; Porifera; Demospongiae; Tetractinellida; Geodiidae
Source: the annotation of a GenBank genome assembly